UAUUAAUCAAAACAACCACGAAACGAAACCAUGAUUAAUUACGUUUUAUGUAAUUUUGAUACUACUCUUGCGAGGCUACAUUACUUGUCUUUAGAGUGAUAAGACUGAUAAGAAUUUUAACUUUAUGUUAGUCUAAUGUUUGUUUCAUAUAGACAUUCCCGCUCUGUGAGUUUGUCAGACGGAGGGCUACUUGUGUGGAUUGGCACUCGCCACUGUACUCACAUACGAACAACGUAGCGGUUGCCGUGAUGGAAAUGAUGCACGCGUGUCGCUGCUGUCUGCGGUGUCCCCCGGACAAGGACCUGACGACGCCGUACGCACAUCUCGGCAGAACAGAGAUUUACGCCGAUAUGAUUAAAGAGUGCUUUGACAUAAAUCUGGUAGUGGGCGGCUCGGGGUCAUGCGGCAUCUGCUCGGCGUGCGUGGGCCGCCUGCGAGACGCGAGCGACUUCAAGCUGCAAGUGCAGCGCAGCCAGGCGGAGCUGCAGGCUGCGAGUGGUGUUAAAGGUUUGAGUACAGAAGGUCAUCAAGAAUCUGCUGUGCCUAUGCUGAUGGUUGCACCAUACACCCUCCUGCCAAGGGUUGACUGCCCAAUAGUCCACAUGGAUAGUAAAUAGAAUACAUAAA
Messenger RNA from Cydia strobilella, 627 nucleotides. RefSeq lists its product as uncharacterized. Lineage: Eukaryota; Metazoa; Arthropoda; Insecta; Lepidoptera; Tortricidae. The transcript has 2 exons. Gene Ontology annotation, cellular component: nucleus. The coding region runs from base 249 to 617 and encodes 122 amino acids. Gene Ontology annotation, molecular function: zinc ion binding. The record is from RefSeq and is a predicted model, not a curated record.